GAAGACGAGCCAAGGGUGACCACCGCCAUUAAUCUUCGCUUCCCGUUUGAUUGAAUACAGAAUCUCUAUAUUCUCCAAUUCUUUGUUCAAGCUCCAGGUGACCGAGCUCUAGUUUUGUGAAGCAGCGGCAAUCCAGUUGAUGACUAGGAUCAUCAAUUUGUUUAUCCGCUCAAUAAAUUUGUGACUUAAUGGGUAAGAAGCGAAAACAUACCGAAGUGGUUGCUGUCCCCGAGAAGAAAAAUGAUGCUGCUGAAGAGAGACCUCAGCGAACACUUACGGGAUGGAAGGAUAAAGUUGAGGAAAAAGAAACUGAUUCUGUAAUAUUCAGAAAUAAGGAAAAGGUUUUGGUUACUUGUUCCCGCAGGAUUAGUUACAGGUAUCGACAUCUGAUGAUGAAUGUGAUAUCGCUAUUGCCUCACUGUAAGAAGGAUAACAAGGUUGAAUCAAAACAGAGCAAAGGAGCAACUUUGAAUGAGCUCGUAGAUCUUAAAGGAUGUUCUUCAGCUCUGUUCUUUGAGUGCAGAAAGCAGAGAGAUCUUUAUUUGUGGAUGGCAAAGAGUCCUGGUGGCCCUUCUGUGAAAUUCAUAGUGAAUGCUGUUCACACCAUGGAAGAACUGAAGCUUACAGGAAAUCAUUUGAAAGCUUCACGUCCUAUUUUGACAUUUUCAACCAACUUUGAUAGCUCUCCUCACUGGAAACUCAUUAAAGAAAUUAUUAUGCAGAUAUUUGGAACCCCAAAGGAUCAUAGGAAGUCUAAACCGUUUCACGAUCAUGUGUUUGUCUUCUCCAUUCUUGAUGACCAUAUUUGGUUCCGUAAUUACCAGAUAUCGGCUCCACACAGUGAAAUCGACAAAGUUGAUCGGGGUGGUUUGGAUAAAAUGACCCUUGUAGAGACUGGUCCUAGAUUUUGCAUGAAUCCAAUCAAGAUAUUUGGGGGCAGCUUUGGGGGGCCGACACUCUACGAGAAUCCAUACUAUGUUUCUCCAAACCAGAUUCGAGCACUAGAGAAAAGAAAGAAGGGUAGUAAAUUUGCGAUGAAAGUUAAAGCUAAGAUUAGGAGAAAGCAACAUGAGGACGCAAAUCCUCUUGAGCGAGACGAAUUUGCAGAUAUGUGGCAGGAUUGAUGAAACCCAAUUGCCUUCAUCGGACUCUUUUUAUUUCUUCCUAGAACCAAGUGGUCUCAUGAUUUUCGCAACACCCCGAACUAGCACACUUUUUUGUUAUUGUUUUGAUAGUUUGAAUCGAUGUAGCAUGUAUUGAAUUACCUUUUUAUUUGCUAUGUCUUGGUACCUUUUAUUGUAUUGCACUAUCUUCCUUUUUGUUAGAAUCAUUUGGAUGAAAACCUUAGCUUCAUGUCUCAGUGAUUUUGUUUUUCUUUAGUGUUUAAAAAAAAAUUAUUUUGCUUCC
Impatiens glandulifera is the source of this 1407-nucleotide messenger RNA. RefSeq names its product ribosome biogenesis protein BRX1 homolog 1-like. The transcript is spliced from 9 exons. Gene Ontology annotation, molecular function: rRNA binding. NCBI's taxonomy places the organism in Eukaryota, Viridiplantae, Streptophyta, Magnoliopsida, Ericales, Balsaminaceae. Bases 189 to 1124 code for a protein of 311 amino acids. The record is from RefSeq and is a predicted model, not a curated record. Gene Ontology annotation, cellular component: nucleolus. Gene Ontology annotation, biological process: rRNA processing; ribosomal large subunit assembly.